Molecule: messenger RNA, 219 nt
Organism: Paramecium sonneborni
Lineage: Eukaryota; Ciliophora; Oligohymenophorea; Peniculida; Parameciidae
Source: the annotation of a GenBank genome assembly
AUGUUAAGGAUACUGAUUAAGAUGAAAAUGUUAUUUUAUCAAAGGUUAGUAGAUAAUUAAUAUACAUAAUUUAGAUGUAUAAUUAAAUAAGACGGAAAAUUACAAUUGGUGGUUGGUAAGGCAGAACCAAUUCAAUUUAUAGAAGAGAAAGUAUCUAUACUCAAUCCUAAGACAAAUUAAAUGCAAAGGAAAAUAUAAGAUGUUCAAAUUGAAUCAUGA